CCUCUCUACGCCCUUCACCCAUCAAAAUCGGUCAUUAAGGCUCUUGGACGACGGCCCGGGCGUCUUACCUCUCCCCGUCGAGCGCGAGUUCCUCCCUCCCAAGGCGAAGCCGCGCAGUUACCCCGCCAUCAAUUUUGACUACUGACGUCCUGGCCCCAGACGGACGUCCGGUCACAUCAUAUAAACCCAGUCAACGUCACACAAAAGUCGCUCCCCCACGACCGAUCAGCGUUCAAACGAGUCGUCAUGUCUAACCUCAACUCCUGGGAAGACGACCGUGCUGCCCAGCAGGACGAUAACCUGUCGCGACAGGCCGAGCAGCAGCUCAACAUCAACGCGCAGCAGAACCCCCAAGCGCCGACCUUCCAACCUGGUGCUGCCAGCUUCCAGCCCUCGGCACAAACCUUCCAGCCAGGCCAGCAAUAUGGAGGCUAUGCGGCCCAGUACCAGCAGUACUACAACCAGGGUUACAACUAUCCUCAAUACGGCGGCGGACAAGGGUUUGAUCAGUACGGAGGACAACAAGGUUACGGACAGUAUGGUCAGCAAGGCUACAACCAGUCUUACGGCCAACAGUAUCCCCAGCAGGGUCAGCAAGGCCGCCAGGGUCAGCAGCAGCAAUACCAGCAGCAGCAGCAGCAGCCCCCCCAGCACCGACAGGCCCAAGCGACUCCGGCUGCCGCCGCUCAGCCGGCCCCUGCGACCGCUCCCGCUCCCCAGCCGUCAGUGAAGAAGGAGGGUGGUGUCAAAGUACUGAGCCUCGAUGGAGGAGACGCCGCCAAACCCAAGACUAAAGUUCUCUCCAUUGGCGGUACUGCGCCUGCCAAGGUCGAAAAGAAAGUCGUUCCGGAGGCGUCUAAGAAUGAUGGCGGCCCCACUGCAGCUGCCGUCGGCGCCAAGGCUACCGCAUCCAAGGCCAUCGAGAAAACGGGGGCAACGACCAAGAGUACCGCUAAAUCAGGAAAGACGUCUCCCUCGCCUUCCUCGGGGAGGUCUAGCCCCACGGCCGGUUCCAAAGGCGUGUCAUCACGGGCGGCAGAUGCUGUCGAGGCGGAGCAGUCCGCCGACGUCGAUGAGGACACCCUCAAGGAAGUCUACGGAAAGGAACACGUCAACAUCAUUUUCAUCGGCCAUGUCGACGCCGGCAAGUCCACCCUCGGCGGUUCCAUUCUUUACGCGACCGGCAUGGUCGACGAGCGGACCAUGGACAAGUACAAGCGAGACGCCAGGGAAGCCGGUCGCGAGACUUGGUACCUUUCCUGGGCUUUGGAUUUGACAUCGGAAGAGCGCACCAAGGGCAAGACCGUCGAGGUGGGCCGGGGCUUCUUCGAGACGGAGAAGCGGCGUUACAGCAUCCUCGAUGCACCCGGUCAUAAGACGUACGUACCCAACAUGAUUGGCGGCGCGUCACAGGCCGACGUCGGCAUCCUCGUCAUCUCGGCUCGCAAGGGCGAGUACGAGACGGGCUUCGAGCGAGGAGGCCAGACUCGAGAGCACGCCAUGCUUGCCAAGACCCAGGGCGUCAACAAGCUCAUCGUGGUCAUCAACAAGAUGGACGAUCCUACGGUCGAGUGGUCCCACGAACGAUACCUGGAGUGCACGACCAAGCUCGCCCAGUUCUUGAAGGGGACAGGCUACAAUCUGAAGACGGACGUAACGUUCAUGCCUAUUGCGGCGCAGCAGGGCAUGGGCAUCAAGGAUAGGGUGCCCAAGGAUAAGGCGCCGUGGUGGGAGGGCCCGUCGCUGCUGGAAUACCUGGACGGCAUGCAGGCGCUGGAGCGUAAGCUCAACGCGCCGUUCAUGAUGGCGGUCGCGGGCAAGUACCGUGACUUGGGCACCAUGGUCGAAGGCAAGAUCGAGGCCGGUGUGGCCAAGAAGGGCAUGUCGCUCGUCAUGAUGCCGAACAAGCAAACCGUGGAAGUGGCGGCUAUAUACGGAGAGACGGAAGAAGAGGUGCAGCUCGCCCAGUGCGGUGACCAGGUGCGCAUGCGCCUCAGGGGCGUAGAGGAGGACGAGCUCUCGCCGGGAUUCGUCCUCUGCUCGCCGAAGCGGUUGGUGCACACCGUGACGGCCUUCGAGGCGCAGAUCAGGAUCCUGGAACUGAAGAACAUCCUGACGGCCGGUUUCAACUGCGUCCUGCACGUCCACGCGGCCAUCGAGGAGGUGACCUUCGCGGCCCUCCUUCAUAAGCUGCAGAAGGGGACCAACCGAAAGAGUAAGUUGCCGCCGUCGCACGCCAAGAGGGGAGACAGCAUCAUCGCCCGCCUGGAAGUGACUGGCGGCGCCGGCGCGGUUUGCGUCGAGAAAUUCGAAGAUUACCCACAAAUGGGUCGCUUCACUCUCCGAGACCAGGGUCAAACUAUUGCUAUUGGCAAGAUCAUCAAGCUGAUCACGGAUGACUCGUCUUGAACCAAACGGAACUGAUAGAUGACCAAGGGCCUGUUUCUUGUGCCGAAACGUUGAAACGUCUUUGGAACCGGGUGAAGAUAGCAGUCUGUCGAAGCUUUGGCACAGAACAGCUGUGUCCGGGGAGGGGAAUAAAUGGAUCGCGGCAACAGUCCGAGGAAACAAUUCCCGAGACGAAGCGGGAUGCUAGCGAUGACGCGAGACCGGCAUGCCAGUAGUUGGAGCAGGGGGGCGGCUGGGGGGCAUAUGGUCGCCGUCAUGAUAGAGCCUUACGUGAAAUGCAAUAGAACGA
This is a messenger RNA of Sodiomyces alkalinus F11, 2698 nucleotides long. RefSeq lists its product as hypothetical. The coding region runs from base 247 to 2409 and encodes 720 amino acids. Gene Ontology annotation, cellular component: translation release factor complex. Gene Ontology annotation, molecular function: GTP binding; translation release factor activity; GTPase activity. Gene Ontology annotation, biological process: nuclear-transcribed mRNA catabolic process, deadenylation-dependent decay; translational termination; translation. The record is from RefSeq and is a predicted model, not a curated record. Lineage: Eukaryota; Fungi; Ascomycota; Sordariomycetes; Glomerellales; Plectosphaerellaceae. The transcript has 3 exons.